CUCAUGCCUCGGCAAAGGAUACGUCGUCACGCAGAGCGUCAGUGGGCAAUGGAGAGAGCAGCAAUUAUCUGCCGUUGGACGUGGCUGCAGGCUCAAAUCUCUGACUUGGAAUAUCGAAUAAGACAGCAGACAGAUAUCUACAAGCAACUUCGUGCUAACAAGGGCCCAGUAGUCCUUGGUGGUGACCAGCAGCCUGAAGACUUGAUGAAGCAGCAGGGCCGCUUGGGUUCUGUGUCGCUGCUGACCUCCAAAAAGAAUAAAUGGCUCUCGCAUUCUUCAUCUUCCAUCCCAAAAUGCCCUACAGGAGACACUAUUCCAUCCUUUUUCUUGCAUAAUGUGAGGAAGCAGAGCUCUGGCCUUACGCAGUCUUUAGGAAACCCUAUGUGUCAAAGUCCCUCCUGUACCCCCAUCAGUGGGUCUCCAGGACCCCGCAAAGCCUGCUCCGCGUCACCCCACCAAGUCAACGGAGUAUUUAACUGUUUGCACACUGGCUCCUCCAGCAGCAAUUCUCUGAUCAGCUUGAACGUUGAAGAGAUACUUGGUAAACAAAACCAGCUUGAUAACGUUGUUCCUGCAUCAUCUAUAUCGGACAGUACCUGCAUUGCUGCUAGAAUCCGCCCUAUUUGCAAAUAUAAGAAACGCAUGCUUGUCCGAGCUACCUCUGUGUCUCACUUGAGCAGGAAGCCACUGAAACCUCUCACCAUGAAGUGCAGCUGUGAAUGGCCCAGCUCUUGCAUCUUGUGUAGCUGUAAAACCUCUGUCCAGACAGUAGAUCCUGAGACCAUGUCAUUAGGAGAGCGUAUAGCGCUACUGGAUUCUGGCUUCCAUCCCAUACUCUCUUUAUCUCAUGGCAACCCUCUCCACUUGCACUUUGAAACCUUAUUAAGAGAGGAUAGACUGCAUAGGCUACCGAGCUGUAAAGUCACGACUCUGAAGAUGUCCCAUUUUGGAAAGAAACAAAAUCCAGCUGGCAGCCUGUUUCCAAAGCUAUACUCUUCACUUCUGUCUGCCUCCAGUUCAUUGUUUAAAGGGGAAAGGCAGCUUGAAGGAACAUACAGUCACAGCUUUCCUGUUUCCAGUCCUCAGGCACAUAAAAAUAGUCUUUUGCACCACUCACCGUCCUUGUACCCAGAGACUCCUCCAGCCCCUUCUUCCAGCCAAAUCCCUUUCACUGGCAGCUCAACAAUGCAGUCCUCAAAAAGAAGAAAAGUGGAAUGUUCUGACGACAUCAAUAACAUUGUGAUCCCAGUGUCAAUGGCAGCAGCCACUCGGGUGGAAAAGCUUCAGUAUAAAGAGAUUGUGACACCAAGCUGGAGGACAGUGCCGCUCAAGGAACUGGAGCCUUUCAAUCCAGUGGAUUUUGAGUUGGAGGAUACUUCUGAUGAGAUGUACUUGAGUCAUCACUCCAAAUAUGAAGAACUUGAACGAGCCCGCUGGGAUUCCUGGGCAGCAGCUAUUUCCCAUAAGCGAGGAAGCAGGUCCUCCAACAAAAUAGAUGGCCGAUGGACUGGGCAGCCUCAGCCAGCAUCUCCAGUUACUGGACUUAAUUGCCUUAAUGAUGCGUAUACGCGCUCUUCUAUUGGCUUGCACAACCCUGAGACUUACAACAGUUUGCAGUCUCGCUCCAUAAACAGUAGGACCAGAACGGUGCUGUCCUGCAAUGAAGGUGCCAGAUCUUGCCUCGAAACGUUAGAUGAAGCAAUAUGGAACAUACAGCCUUGGGAGCCUCGCACGUUUCCACUUUCAGAUGCGGCGUACCAAGCUCUUCUGCAGCAGUCAAAUGAAGAUAGCUCUAAACAGGCUGGUUUUCAACCAUGGGCGUCUAGCCAUAAGCAGGGCAUCAGGCCAACCUCUGUAGACACUGCCAUAUGCAACUUCAGGGAGAUGCAAUUUUCAAAGACACACCUGCAAACAGAUGGCAAUAAAAACAUGGAGGAAUUCAUGGUCCAGCAGUACAACCCAGGACAGCUUGUCAUCAAAGAUAAACCUGACCAGUGGUGUCUGAAGUGUUAGAUACUCGUGCGCCAGUAGCAAAAGGCUGGCUGCUGAACUGGUGCAGUGGAGAAGCAGCAGCGUGUGGCGCUGCUGGGCAUGAGACCUAGUUUCAGCAGCAGAUGUUCCCAGAUCCAGGAGGGGCUUAGGCACCAGGCAGAGCUAUGGUGCUGGACCUCUGAGGAGGUGGUGCUGUUCAGAAAGACCAGUCUCUGAUCAGCUCUGGUAAACAAGGCUCAGCUGCCUUGUCACAAGGUUAGGUGCUGCUACAGACACAGCAACACUGGGCAAUACACAGGAAAACCGAGUCAGGUAAAAGGAACUCCAGUGAUUGAAAGGAGACGGAAUUGUUUGAUCUUGAUCUUUGUAAAGGUGUCUACCAGUUGGCCAUCAGGUGCUUAGUGGCUAGAGGCAGACACAUGAACAGGUUUCAGGUAGUGCUCAUCCACUUUCAGAUCAAUUUACAAAUGCCACAGAAGGUCUGAGGAAGUCUUACUGUGAAUUAGGCAUGAACCAGAGGCCUCAUGAGGAAGGAGAAAGCCUUUCACUAGUGCUGGUUGUUAUUUACUCUUAAAUACAUGAAAAUCAGGUUCCCCGUGCCUUGCACAAGUAAAGUUUUGUGUCAGCUUUCUUCAAAGAAACUGCAUGCCCAUUUCAUAACAGUUGUCCUACAGUAUCCUUGCUGUAACAAAAUUUAUGGGAUAAAUAGAAAUUUCUCUGAUUUUUUUGUAACUUUUUCAGAAUUGCCUUCUCGUGGGAGUGAAGCCAUUGUCUCAGGGAUUUUAGCAACAAGCCACUGAAAAGCAAUACAGCUCGGGAAAAAUGUGCAUUCUGUAAAAGGGACCUAAAGUUGUCCGCUGCUUCAAGGUGAGCAGGGCAGUAAGCCGUUUUCAGGGAACGCACUUGGUGGGUCUGAUAAGUGGCCUAUCGGAAUGUGUCAAAUCUAAUACUGCUGUUUAGAAGGACUUGGAACUGUAUUAAGUUAACUUAAUACAGGGGACAGGACAGGACUUGGAACAGGGGUAUGUUCCAGCUUAACUAAAUCUUCUCACUUGAAAUAAUUGUCUUUAGCAAAGGAUGUUUCUCUUUUGCAUUCUACAGCUGAAAAAAAAUAAAAGUUCUUAUUCCCAGUUUGUUGUGGAAUAUACUUGCUUUGCAGCCUCUAAAAACGAUCUGUGAAGUUUAGAUUUCUGGAUGUUUGAUUGUUCUCAUCAUUCUCUUUUAUCUCCAGAAGUGUUCUUCCUUACAAGUAUUUAUUUCUGGGUUGGAGUGUUCAGGGGCGGUGGGAAUACUACAAAACUAAAGUGAAGGCAGAGACACUGUUUUUGUACUGAGAUUGUGAUUCUGAUGAAGAGGUUUUUUUUGGCUGCUUUUGGAACAAAUAUUAAAUAAAGUGGCAGUCACAUGCAGGAGUGCUGCCUGGUCACAUUCUGCAAGGUAAAUGGCAGGAUUCAGCAGUGCCCCGUGUAAGAGUCGGGUGGCCCAGAGACUAUUGGGACACCCUGCCUUUUGCCAGGGAGAUCUGGUCCACCGCUGUAAUGGUGCAGUGGUGUGCUACCCACAGCCUACAAACGGGUAACUGCAACCUGGCAGGCAGAAGUAAUUACCUAGUUUGUACCGCAAUGUGUACACAUGGAGGGAAAUUAUAAAGACUUCAAAAAGCAAGUAAAAAGCCCAGAACUAAGUGGAGCACUGCCACACCUGGGUGCAGGUUCCUGUUACUGCUUGAGUGGACCAAGGGCUUUGCUAUUUCAUGUUGGUUUGAAAACAUGAAAAUGGGAGAAACACUCACCUUCAUCUUUUUUACUUUUCUAGAGUUAAGUAGAGGAGUGAAGCAUAUAAGUGCACUAAAGUUUCUUUAUAUAAAAGUCUGUCAUAUGGUGUAAUUUAUUCAGGGCUUUUUUUUUUGCCUGUCACUUUUUCAAUGUUUGCAUUGUUUUGAAUGGUUGGAUUCACAGAUAAAGCAGAUUAGCAGAGACUCAAUCAAGGCCAGAGCGUUUUAAAAAGAGGAAAUGUCGGGAAAUUGCUUCAUAAUGAGUCAGAAAUAUAUUGGACUAGAUGUGAUUAUGAAACGAUAAAUAAAACUU
Struthio camelus australis is the source of this 4079-nucleotide messenger RNA. The record is from RefSeq and is a predicted model, not a curated record. NCBI's taxonomy places the organism in Eukaryota, Metazoa, Chordata, Aves, Struthioniformes, Struthionidae.